This is a messenger RNA of Cooperia oncophora, 861 nucleotides long. Lineage: Eukaryota; Metazoa; Nematoda; Chromadorea; Rhabditida; Trichostrongylidae. The record is from the annotation of a GenBank genome assembly.
AUGGAUCCCCUUUCGUCCGAAGUGCCCAAAACGCUGAAGACGCCAGCGUUCACCCCAAAAGGGAACAAUGAAAGACGGUUGCCUACGGAGCUACAGCACCAUCUUUGUUUCAUUUGUGGCACGUUGUUUCGUGAACGGCAUGAAUAUCAAAAGCAUCUGAUCAGCCAUCAGUCGUUCGCCCUAGUCUAUCAGAUCUAUAAUUUUGACAAGACUGAAAGUGAAAAGAAGGCUAAUGAGAAGGCAAAGAAGCCGGAGCAAAAGCCUGGACGAAUCGGACAUGCAUUUUCGGAUGACUAUCCCAAGUAUAAAGGAUCUUCAUCUCUCCGUCAAUCGGAGGAACUAGAGAGGGAGAUGAGAUAUCGAGCCAAAGGCCGUUCGCGAACAGUGGAUAAGCUGGAGAAGACACAUCGUGAAGAGCGUAAACAGUACUUGCGUGAGAAAGAGCGAGAGGAGGAGCUACUUGCUGAAAGAGAGCGUCAGCGGAAAAUCGAGGCUGCACGAAAACGAAGGGAGGCGAGGAAAAGGAAAUUGGAUGAGCAUACAGCAAUGGCAGCUAUGAGGGAUCAAGCGAUUCCUAUAGCGAAACGAAAACCGCCAACCAGGGAUAAAGGUUUCGGUGCCGAUUCAACUCCCCUUGUAUCGCCGAGUGCAGUAGAUGAGCCAUGCUCAUCGUCACCACCUCGACCUCCUCCACCACCAAGACCAGUGCUACCGAGAGAAACCGCUUCUGGAUUCUCUAUCGGUCCACUGAUAAAUGAAAAAUGCCCCUAUUGCGUUACGGUUGAGACGUUCGAGCAUCCCGUAGAUGCCAUAGAACAUAUCGUCGAUCAUGGUGGUCCAGCAGAAUAUUUGGUGAUGUGA